UCAAAUUUCUUUAUCACAGUUUCGCUAUUUUCCGUUCAAUGGGCGGCGGUCCCCGUACUUUCCCCGGCGGUCUCAACAAAUGGCAAUGGAAGCGCCUCCACGAGAAGAAAGCUCGGGACAAGGAAAACCGGCUCCUUGAUCAAGAGAAACAGCUUUAUCAGGCUCGAAUCCGAUCUCAAAUCCGAGCUAAACUCACUUCUUCCGGUGAACAAUCCCAUUUUAGCAAUGAACAACAGCCUAAUUAUAGCCCUGUUUCACCACAAGACCAUAUUAGAGGUCUAGCUGAUCGGUUCAUGAAGGAAGGUGCUGAGGAUUUGUGGAAUGAAGAUGAUGGACCGGUUAAUACUCUACAGAUAAGUCAACAAAGCGGAAGUAUUAGUGAGUCAUUUGAUUUGCGUAAAUUGAGAGAUACUAACUUUAAUGAUGUUCCUCGAAGUUAUAGUUUUCAGAAAGCUAGAAAUUUUUGUACGAAUAUUAGUGAUGUUUUCGCUGAAAAUUGUAGAACUAGAAAUCCAGCUUUUUCGGAUAGUUGGUCAAGACAGAACAAGUUUUUAAUGUUUGGAUGGAGGUUGGUUAAUAUUGAGAAUAGAAAUGUGAAUAAUUUGAAUGGAUUUUUGAAUUAUAGAUGCUACUCAGUAGAUAGGAUGAAUGGGAAUGGGUCGAGGAAAUUGGAUUUUACUAGAAAUGAGAGUUCGCAAAGUGAGGAUAAAUUGAGAUCAGUGGGAUUGGUGGUGAAGGGUGAGCGAAAAGCAAAAUGGCCAAGGUUUAGACCGAAACCUGAGGAGUCAACUGAUGAAGACGAUGACGAAGAUACUGAGGUGGAUGAGGACGAGGAGGGGAGACGGAGUAGAGGGAGUGUGAAGAUGAUGAGUAGUGCUGCUCUAGGGAAGUAUGAUAUGAAGACAAAGAAGAGAGUUCCAUUGAAGUUUGUGGAAGAUGAAGAUGAUUUAUCACUGCAUGUCGCGGCGAUAAGGAAGGAGGUUAAAGGGCGGAGUAUGCAGAAAAUUGAAACCGAAGAAGACGAGAAGGAAACAAUACUUAGCUCUAAAAGGUUUGAUGAAUAUGAUGUAUCUCCUUUGACAGUCAAGGCCCUUACUGCAGCAGGUUAUGUGCAAAUGACUAAAGUACAAGAGGCAACACUUUCUGCUUGUCUUGAGGGAAAGGAUGCUUUAGUUAAAGCAAGGACAGGCACAGGCAAAAGUGCUGCGUUUUUGCUUCCAGCCAUUGAAACAGUUCUGAAGGCCUCACGUAAAAAGAGUGCCCAAAGGGUCCCGCCAAUAGAUGUACUCAUUCUCUGUCCCACGCGAGAACUUGCUAGUCAGAUAGCUGCUGAAGCUAAUGUGUUGUUAAAGUACCAUGAAGGCAUUGGUGUGCAGACACUAGUUGGAGGGACAAGGUUCAAAGAAGAUCAGAAACGCCUAGAGUGUGAUCCAUGCCAGAUUAUAGUUGCAACACCUGGUAGAUUAUUAGAUCACAUUGAGAACAAGUCUGGCUUCUCUACACGAAUAAUGGGAUUGAAGAUGUUAAUACUUGAUGAAGCUGACCACUUACUGGACCUUGGGUUCCGGAAAGACAUAGAGAAACUUGUUGAUUGCUUGCCUCGACGAAGGCAGUCCCUACUCUUUUCAGCUACUGUCCCAAAGGAGGUCCGUCGCAUAUCUCAACUUGUUCUGAAAAGAGAAUAUGACUAUGUUGAUACAGUGGGGCUUGGACUGGAAACAAAUCCAAAGGUUAAGCAAUUUUAUCUAGUUGCACCGCAUGAACACCACUUUCAACUUGUGCACCAUCUUUUGUCAAGCCAUAUCUCAGAAGUGCCUGAUUACAAGGUCAUUGUUUUUUGUACAACAGCUAUGAUGACAUCCCUCAUGUUUUCCCUUUUCCGUGAGAUGAAAAUGAAUGUGAGAGAGAUCCAUUCCAGAAAACCUCAACUUUAUCGUACUCGAAUCUCUGAUGAAUUCAAGGAAACGAAACGUGUAAUUCUUAUAACCUCUGAUGUGUCAGCUCGGGGGAUGAAUUAUCCUGAUGUUACACUUGUUAUUCAGGUUGGUCUUCCUGUUGAUCGAGAGCAGUAUAUACACCGGCUUGGAAGAACUGGGCGAGAAGGCAAAGAAGGAGAAGGUAUCCUGUUGCUUGCACCUUGGGAACAAUAUUUCUUGGAUGACAUAAAAGACCUCCCCAUGGAAAACUGGCCAGUUCCACGUCUUGAUCCUCGUGUUAAAGUCAAGAUGGAAGAAGCAAUGGAAAAGAUGGAUACUAGUGUCAAAGAAUCAGCUUAUCACGCUUGGCUUGGUUAUUACAACUCGGUAAGGGAAGUAGGCCGAGACAAGACAACACUUGUCGAGUUAGCUAACCAGUUUAGCGAGUCUAUUGGUUUGGACAAGCCUCCUUCACUGUUCCGUAGAACAGCUCUAAAGAUGGGAUUGAAAGAUAUUCCCGGCAUCCGAAUACGUAAGUAGCUCGGAAUUUUUGAUCUUACGUUUAAAGAGAUUAUAUGAUGUUAGAGGACAGUAGUAGCAUCCACAGUUCUGGUGAACUGAACGUGCAUCGAUUUGGCGUCAGGAAAAAACAUUAGUUCCGCUGAUUAGCGCCUAAUGGAACUAAUGUAUUAAAUCUUCUUGAAAAAUGAAAUGUAAAUAUUUUGAGUGUGGAAUUUGUUUAUUCAGUACAUUGUUAACUUAAGAAUUUAUAAACUUUAAAUUUCGAAUUCGCUUGGUUUGAAAA
Solanum pennellii is the source of this 2721-nucleotide messenger RNA. Its product is annotated as probable DEAD-box ATP-dependent RNA helicase 48. Bases 39 to 2456 code for a protein of 805 amino acids. Lineage: Eukaryota; Viridiplantae; Streptophyta; Magnoliopsida; Solanales; Solanaceae. The transcript has 10 exons. The record is from RefSeq and is a predicted model, not a curated record. Gene Ontology annotation, molecular function: nucleic acid binding; RNA helicase activity; ATP binding.